UUUUCACAUUUUUGUAAAAUCCAAAUAACUGAAAAAUGUUUACUUUAAUUCAGACUGUAUUUUUGGUGUUUAAAAAAGGGGGGCCUCAGUGUGUCUAAAGUACACCGGUGGAAAUAUCUUUUACAGUAACUGGAGCGAACUGGAAUCGUAGCCCUAGCGGCCACGGAAGACAUUGCACUAAAAGAUUGACGAGAGCUCGUGGAGGUAAGGAGGAAGUAGUCACAUUGUAUGAACAAACAGCAGUUCAUCUACUGUCUGUGUCUACUGUCCGUGUAUACUGUCUACUGUCUACUGUCCGUGUCUACUGACCGUGCUAACUGGUUCAGGUGCAGCUCAUUAGGGCUGCAGUCACAGGAGAGUGCCCCACCUCCCGACACUACGACAGGCUCCUCUCUUCCCAUUCCAACAUCAGACCGCUGUGCAGCUAUGAGGGCGUUUGUAAGCCGGAGACAAGCCAGGCAGCUUCUGCACAACAAGUUUGUGGUGGUUCUUGGUGGAUCAGUGCAGCGCUCCAUGUACAAAGACCUGGUUCUGCUGCUUCAGAGGGAUCAGUACUUGACUCUUUCUCAGCUUAAGUCCAAAGGGGAGUUUUCCUUUGAGCAGGAUGUCCUGGUGGAGGGGGGCCGAUUAGGUCUCAUGACUAACGGCACCGAGUACAGAGAGGUCCGACAGUACUGCUCCAACCACCACCUGCUGCGUUUCUACUUCCUGACGCGGAUCUACUCACCGUACAUGGAGAGCAUCCUGGAAGACUUCAGGAAAGGACUUGAACCGGAUGUCAUUAUCGUCAGCUCCUGUGUCUGGGACAUCACCAGGUAUGGCCUGGGGGGUCUCCAACAGUACAAAGAGAACCUCCACAAGUUCUUUGGCCAGAUUAAAACUAUUGUUCGCCAUGACUGUCUCAUCCUGUGGAGUCUGGCCAUGCCGCUUGGCAAGAAGAUCAAGGGUGGAUUCUUGGUGCCUGAAGUGAGUCACUUGGGCCCCUCGCUGUGUUAUGACAUCAUUGAGGCCAACUUCUACAGCGGUCGGUUGGCAGAGGCCUACGGCUUGGACGUCCUCGACCUCCACUUCCACUUCCGCCUCAGCCUGCAGCACCGCAUGCCCGACGGCGUCCACUGGGACGCACUGGCCCAUCGACACAUCAGCAGCCUGCUGCUGCAGCACAUCGCUGACGCCUGGGGAGUUGACCUGCAGGACCCACCCUCCCCCCCAGGACAAGUACUUCAGGGUGGCAUAGAGGAGUUUGGACACCACAAUAUCAGACCCGAGUGGCCCCGUCCGAGGCCCCUGCUGAACUCAGUACCCCUCCAGAGACAUGGCCUGGUCCGAUACCAGCAGAGUCACUUCAGGUCAGAAAGAUUUCAGCUGGUUCCUCCAAAUUCAGACAGGGCAGUGAACAUCAGACCCCUGCUGCUGCCAACACAUUUCGCCAAUCAGCCUGCACAGCCUGCUGAUGACCACUAUGGAGCUGUAGAUUUACCCAUGCAGCACCCCCUCUACUGGCAGCAGAGUUCAGCCCCUGUUGGAGUAGGUCAAUGUCACCUACCGGUGCAGAGUCAUGCUCCUCUUGCUGCUCGAAACUGGACUGUCAGCAGACAGUAUUAUAAGCCUUUGCCACCAGCCAACCUUUGGCCGAGGCAGCACGUUCACCGUCCGAUCAGAGCCACCUGCUCGCUGAUGGACUCCAGGUUCGCUGCAG
Molecule: messenger RNA, 1699 nt
Organism: Morone saxatilis (striped sea-bass)
Lineage: Eukaryota; Metazoa; Chordata; Actinopteri; Moronidae
Product: PC-esterase domain-containing protein 1A-like
Source: RefSeq, a predicted model, not a curated record